AUGCCAAAGUAUAACUGCUGUGUGCCAGGUUGUAGCGACAGCCACAGAAAUAAGCCUCGCGAUUUCAAAUUUUAUUGCUUGCCAAAGGAUUUAGAACUGCGUAAAAAAUACGAUGUUCUAAUAAGAAACGAUAACCUCAAAGUGGCGUCUCCGAACACAAGGAUUUGUUGUGAUCACUGGGAAGGCGGGAAAAAAUUGAGCAGAACUCAUCUUCCGUCUGUUUUUCCGUGGACUGUACAUAAAGAACAACGCAGAGAGAUAACCAGAGCCAGUCAGGAAAAAAUUAGUAAACACAAACGCAAGAGAAAGAACUUUAUGCAAAAUUAUGAAGUUGAUAUUGAAAGCGAACAACUACAAAACGACCAAGCAUCUCAUCUUCAAUCUUCUGCUACUCAGACAGACUUGGCAUGUUUCUGCAAAGCUAAGGACCAUGUCCUGCUACUUCAAGACGUUAAAAAGCAAAUUAUAGAAGAACAAAUAUUUCUCGAAAGUGAACUGCUGCGUUUAACAAAAUUACUUGAAAUCACCAAAAGCAACCUGGCAAGACAACAACAACGACAAAGUAGAUUUGAUAUUGACAAAUACAAAUCAAGUGAUUCUGAUAUAGAGUUCUAUACUGGUUUAUCUAACUACAAAAUGCUGACAUUUUGUUUCAAUUUAGUUGAGGAGUCAAGAAUUGAUAUUAAUGGUGAUAAUACAGAUGACACACAGAUUAGAAGACCAAAGCUUGGUAGGCCAAGAGCACUAAGUUGUUAUGAAGAAUAUAUUUUGGUUUUAAUGAGAUUAAGAUUGGGCCUUUUUGAAAAGGACUUGGCUCACCGAUUUGGCGUGGCAGUUGGUACAGUCUCGAACAUCAUUCGCAAGUGGAUAAAACUGCUCCGUGCAAAACUUGGGUCAUUAAUCAGAAUGCCAGAAAGAGAUACAAUCAAAUAUUACAGCCCCCCUGCAUUCAAACAGCUCUUCCCCCAGGUAGUUAUUGUAAUUGAUUGCACAGAGAUUGAGAUGGAAAGGCCAUCAGCUUUGAACAAUCAGUCUGCCUGUUAUUCUUCUUACAAAAGCAGACCAACAAUGAAGGUUUUAAUUGGAAUCACACCUAGUGGUGUGUUGUCGUACAUCAGUGAGUUAUUCCCUGGAAGCACUUCUGAUUUGGAAAUAGUUAAAAAAAGCAAUUUCUUGGACAUUCUCUCCCCUGGAGAUAGUGUCAUGGCAGACAGAGGCUUUAACAUAAAAGAUGAACUUGCGUCAGUUGGUGCAUUUCUUGAAGCUCCUUCUUUUCUCCAAAAGAAAACCCAAUUUACACAAGAAGAAAUUAACAAGAACAAAGCUAUACCUAGCCUGCGCAUACAUGUUGAACGACAAAUGGAAAGACUAAAAAACUGGCACAUAUUAGAUAGAAAGAUCCCUAUCACUAUGGCCCCAUUAGCAUCAGAUGCACUUGUGGUCAUAGCAGCAUUGGCUAAUUUUUUGCCACCACUUGUUUGUUAGAUUUUGCCUUCAUUCUCAUGUUUAAAAUUGAUAAAUAAAUAAAACAAGCCAUUUCAAUAA
This is a messenger RNA of Xenia sp. Carnegie-2017, 1545 nucleotides long. RefSeq lists its product as uncharacterized. The record is from RefSeq and is a predicted model, not a curated record. The transcript has a single exon. Bases 1 to 1485 code for a protein of 494 amino acids. NCBI's taxonomy places the organism in Eukaryota, Metazoa, Cnidaria, Anthozoa, Malacalcyonacea, Xeniidae.